Molecule: messenger RNA, 1846 nt
Organism: Physeter macrocephalus (sperm whale)
Lineage: Eukaryota; Metazoa; Chordata; Mammalia; Artiodactyla; Physeteridae
Product: PX domain-containing protein 1-like
Exons: 2
Coding region: 99-323 (74 amino acids)
Source: RefSeq, a predicted model, not a curated record
GGGGACGUGAGGAGAUCAGUGUGAGAGCCCCAGACUUCAAAACUUCAAAAUCUGAUCCCCUGCUGAAUAUUUCCCUUACGCUUUCGCUUUCAGAAAUCAUGAGGUCCAAUGGAUUCUGCUUAGCAAACACGGAAACAAUCGUUAUUGACCACAGUAUACCAAACGGAAAAGACCAGCACGCAGCUGUGGACCCCUCGGAGCACCUGUUUGAGAACGGCGGUGAGUUCGCCUCCGAGCUGGAGGGUGGGGAUGACCCAGCAGCUUAUGUCACCAACCUGUCCUAUUACCACCUGGUGCCUUUCGAGACGGACAUUCUGGACUGAGUCUCCGCUGGGCCCCUCCUCCCCCGGCUGGUGACCGUGGCUCCGCUGAAGUCCGUCACGCCAGGGACCAGGCCUACCCAGCCGCCCGCGCCCACGGAGACCCUGAGUCUCCGACAACCAGGAGUCGGGUUACGGGGGUCCGGUGCCCCUGCUGCUUCUAGGGGUCUUCCUGGCCUGCGUAUGCACCCCCGGGACACACCCCCUCCACGCCUGGAGGGGCCACAAGUGCCUGCAGGACGUCCCGAGCCGGGUCUGGACACCUGCUCCUCCCCCCACGUUUCCUCCCCCCACAAGCACACAGGACAUUUUGCGUGGCAUCUUGGUGAGUCACCGAGUUCUGGACAACACAGGCAGGUGUGUUCUGUCAUCCAGGAUUUCCCUCGAAACCAGGAUGUGCAGCUUCCAUUCCUGUUUUUUAUCUUCUAUCCAGAAACUAUGGGCUUCAUGUCAGCCAAGGGAGUGUUUGCGGAAGGUUGGUCGUGAAUGGGGUUUUGGCUGCGGGCAUAGGGGAACCACUGGCUGGUGCCCUUGUGAUGAACUCUUGAGUGGUGACAAUUCUCCCGAGAGGAAGGAGUCCCCACCUGGGCUCCUACGAGGGGUGACAGCGCAGUAACCCCUGGGCGGCUGAGGGUCCCCCUUCCUGCCGGCCACCAAGAUCUCAGUGAUCUACUUGCCAUAUCAACCUGAGUGGACGGGAAUCAGGAGGUCACCGAGUGCCCCCAACGAGACUCCCUUUGCCUUCGGGGAGGGUCUGGGCCCCGCGUGUUCAUCUCCUCACAGAGAAUACUAACGACCAGAAUUUCUCGUGUAAAUAAUAGUAAAUUAUUGAGAAUCCUAAUUCUUUUACACAGUCUGUUUUUUAAUCUAUUUUAAUUAAAUAAAACACAUUACUCUACUUCUCUUGGUUUAAGGUGUGGCUCUUGUUACCCCUGCCCCACACGCUGCGCCUCCAGGCUGCCCCCAGCACUCCCGUCUCAUUGUCCUUUAGGAAAUGUGCUGUUCUCACCCUGGGGGAUGAUCUGUCCAAACUGGAAAGUAAACAGAGUGUUCUUUUGAGUUAGGGUUUCCCCUUUCUCCAAGCUCCGCGCCGGCAGCCACGGGGAGCCUCCUGGAACCCAGCUGCGCACAGAUGGGCUUCCCGUGGCUUUUGCAUCUCCCUCUGCUUCAGGCUGUGCUUGGUUGGGAGCAGCCUGCUUCCAAACAGGCUGUCAGGCGGCCGGUGGGGUCGACCAGUUGUCUUCUUCUCUUGGGGGUAAAAUUCAGGUCUGUACAGGACGGGGCCUCUUGCCUGGCAGGGUUAGAAUCAAUCACAGCUAGCCACCUUCCAAGUUCCAAUCACUGAUUCCUGGGUUUUCCUCGUUAUCCACAUUCUGCAGGGGACUUCUCCCCAGCUCUGGGGCCACAGUGAUGGCAGCUCCCGGACUCAUCUGCUCACGGGGCCUGUGUUAACCCCUCACGGCCCAGCUUGGCCCCCCACCUCCAGCUUUCAUGCAAGAAGCUUCACUGUUUCCAGUCAGUGCACG